Vicugna pacos (alpaca) is the source of this 3031-nucleotide messenger RNA. It is a transcript of the gene BTBD1, whose product is annotated as BTB domain containing 1. Lineage: Eukaryota; Metazoa; Chordata; Mammalia; Artiodactyla; Camelidae. Gene Ontology annotation, cellular component: P-body; cytosol. Gene Ontology annotation, biological process: neurogenesis. The record is from RefSeq and is a predicted model, not a curated record. Gene Ontology annotation, molecular function: protein binding.
AUGAGCUUUCCCCACCGAGCCCUGUCCCCACUGCAGAUUCCGUUCCUUGAUCAUGCCCUCCGGCCCCCUCCACUUCCAGGCGUGAAACUCCUUGAAGGAGAGCCUGGGUACCUGCCCUACAUGCACAUGGAGGGUCUGAGGGAAGGAAAGGCAGGAGCUUCAAGCGCCCUCAGGUCUGCGGAGGCGCCGGCGGCCUGGCGCAUCCCGGCCCACCGCUUCGUGCUGGCGGCCGGCAGCGCCGUCUUCGACGCCAUGUUCAACGGCGGUAUGGCCACCACGUCGGCCGAGAUCGAGCUGCCCGACGUGGAGCCCGCCGCCUUCCUGGCGCUGCUGAGAUUUCUGUAUUCAGAUGAAGUUCAAAUUGGCCCAGAAACAGUUAUGACUACUCUUUACACUGCUAAGAAAUAUGCAGUCCCAGCCUUGGAAGCACAUUGUGUGGAAUUUCUCACUAAACAUCUCAGGGCAGAUAAUGCCUUUAUGUUACUGACUCAGGCUCGAUUAUUUGAUGAACCUCAGCUUGCUAGUCUUUGUCUAGACACAAUAGACAAAAGCACAAUGGAUGCAAUAAGUGCAGAAGGGUUUACUGAUAUUGAUAUAGACACUCUCUGUGCAGUUCUAGAAAGAGACACUCUUAGUAUUAGAGAAAGUCGACUUUUUGGAGCUGUUGUACGAUGGGCAGAAGCAGAAUGUCAAAGACAACAAUUGCCUGUGACUUUUGGAAACAAACAGAAAGUUCUAGGGAAAGCACUGUCUUUGAUCCGGUUCCCACUGAUGACCAUUGAGGAGUUUGCAGCAGGUCCUGCUCAGUCUGGAAUUCUGUCAGAUCGUGAAGUGGUAAAUCUCUUUCUUCAUUUUACUGUCAAUCCUAAACCCCGAGUUGAAUACAUUGAUCGACCAAGGUGCUGCCUCAGAGGAAAGGAAUGCUGCAUCAAUAGAUUCCAGCAAGUAGAGAGCCGGUGGGGUUACAGUGGAACCAGUGAUCGAAUCAGGUUCACAGUCAAUAGAAGAAUCUCUAUAGUUGGAUUUGGUUUAUAUGGAUCUAUUCAUGGUCCCACAGAUUAUCAAGUGAAUAUACAGAUCAUUGAAUAUGAAAAAAAACAAACCCUGGGACAGAAUGAUACUGGAUUUAGCUGUGAUGGGACUGCUAACACAUUCAGGGUCAUGUUCAAAGAACCUAUAGAGAUCCUGCCCAACGUGUGCUACACAGCAUGCGCAACGCUCAAAGGUCCAGAUUCCCACUAUGGCACAAAAGGAUUGAAGAAAGUGGUGCAUGAAACACCUACUGCUAGCAAGACUGUCUUUUUCUUUUUUAGUUCCCCCGGCAAUAAUAAUGGCACUUCAAUAGAAGAUGGACAAAUACCAGAAAUAAUAUUUUAUACAUAAUUUAACAUCGUAAUACAUCUUGGCUAAAUAGUACCAUACAGGCUAGUCUCAAAGGUAUAAAAAAACUGGCCACAAAAAAGAGUUUGAGUGUUAUGAAUAUUUAUAAUUGUAAGAUAAGAGACAUUUUACUUUCUUAGAGGAGAUAGAUAAAUGCUGAUUUAAAUCUCUGCAUGAUUUAAAGGGAGAUUUUCCAUUUUCUUAUAACCUUAAGGGAAAAAAGAACAGGGUUUAAUCAUUUUUUUUUUAAAAACAGUUAUUUCAGCUUUACCUUGUAUAAUUUCAUGUAUCAGCUGACUCGUGAUCUUUCAACAGUUUUAUAGAAAGAUUCUUGUUUUAUAUAGCUGCGUUUUUUGUUUUUGUUUUUGUUUUUGUUUUCUUUCUGUUUUAACUAUUUGAGGGUUACGUAAGAUCAUUUGGGUCAGUAUUCCUACAGAAUUCCUAUUAACUCAAGUAACAAAUUUCAGAAGAUUAAGAAAACUGACCUCAUCUUUGGAGUUUUGAAAUAUCUGGUUGUUAGCAUUGGGAAGAUUGCUAGAAAUAGGCUUAACAGAUGCCUAAGAAAAUUUUCAAUGCACUUACAGAAAAGAAUAUUUUAUAAUAGAUAGUAAUAUGUUACAUAGUACAGUUUUAAACUAUAAAUGAAAUUUGUACAGAUUCACAAUAAUGUGAUAUAAACAAAAGAUCUAAAGGUGUAAUCUAAGACUGGAUUCUUUAUCUCCAAACUGCACCACUAUACCUGUCUGUAUGGGGGAUGCUGUAGAAAAUUCUCAGUAUUGAGAUGAUGGCAAUGAUGAUGGUGAUGGGCAAACACAUCAGUUCAGCAUUGUGGCGAUAAUCUUACACAGCAAGCGAUGGAAUGAAAUACCAACAUUUCUAACAACUACUUUGAAAUUUUAAAGUUAUCCAACAGAAUCAUUCCUGCUGAAAAGUAUACUUUCAGUCACCCACACAAUUCUAUCCAAAAAAUAAAAUAUGUUGAAUACUCACGACCUCACUGUUGUAGGUACAGCUGUAGUAGGAGGGGAUAGGAAGUGUAUCUGACAGAAUGACAUUUAUACACUUUUAUAAAGCAAAAUUUUUAUAUAAAUAACAUUCUUUUUCCCUUGAAAGUGAUUAUCUCAUUAAAAAUGUAUGUGUAAUUAAGUUUAUCAGGUCGUUGUGGAAAUAGGUAAAAAUCACAAUUCUUUUAAGUAUCAACUUAAAAAGAAUUUUUUCUAAAUGGUAAUUAGGAUAGAAAUUUUUCAUCAAAAGUAUUUCAUGUGAUAUUUUUGAGAAGGUAGUGAGGUGUGUUGGUGACAGAGUUCUCUUAAAAUUGCUGAGGAAAAGGGAAGCUUUCCUAUCUCUGGUAAAAUGACUUUAUGGCUAUAAACCUCAGUUAACUGGAAUGACUAUGGAACGUGUGGUUCUGGUUAACUUAAGAUUAACUAGCAAACAUUCUGUAGUUACCAUCAUGGAAGAUCCUUCUGUCUUAAAAAGUAUGGUGUGCCAGAUGUUUUUUGACAUUUGAGGCAUUUCAGAUGCUUUCAAGUAUGUUGUACUGAAUGAUUGUAACUAAAGGUAGUCAUGAAGGGACAAGAAAUGGAACUGUUUACUGAAUGGGACAUCCCCUGGAAUUUUUAAAAAAUAAAUAUCUAUUAUCCUUUAUUUA